ACAGUCAUUGCAGACACAGUCGAAACGCCAACAUAAAACUAUAAAAUUAAUUUAGUACAACCAUAAAAAUUACGCAAAAUAAAAAGAAAUUUGCCAAUUCAAUAGCAAUUGUUGGUCAAAAUCAGAGAUCGCAUGCCACACAAAUUCUCCGGAGAUGAUGAUGGACAGAGGGGUGUGGCCCAUUUGGGUAAUUUCGUUGCUUUUUUUGUGGGCAUUCACAAAUCUGGUGGACAUCUGUCGAGCCGAGCGAACCAAUGUGGGCCUUAUCUAUGAAAACACUAAUCCUGAUCUCGAGAAAAUCUUCCACUUGGCCAUUGCCAAGGCGAAUGAGGAGAACGAGGAACUCAAACUGCAUGGCGUGGCCGUAGCCAUUGAGCCAAACAAUGCCUUCGAGGCGUCCAAAAAGCUCUGUAAGAUGCUACGGCAAAAUCUGGUGGCUGUAUUUGGACCGAGCACAAAUCUUCCGGCUCGUCACGCAAUGAGCAUUUGCGAUGCCAAGGAGCUGCCCUUUAUGGACACACGCUGGGACUUUAGUGCACAAUUGCCGACAAUAAAUCUGCAUCCGCAUCCUGUGCAAUUGGGUGUGGCGCUCAAGGAUCUGGUGACGGCGCUGGGCUGGGAGAGUUUCACCAUUAUUUACGAAUCGGGUGAAUAUCUGGUGACAGUCAAUGAGCUGCUGCAGAUGUAUGGAACGGCUGGACCGCCGAUAACCCUGCGACGCUAUGACCUUGACCUCAACGGCAAUUAUCGCAAUGUCCUGCGACGUAUACGCAACGCAGAAGAUAAUUCAUUUGUCGUGGUCGGCUCAACGGAGACGCUGCCCGAGUUAUUUAAGCAGGUGCAGCAGGUGGGUCUGCUAACCAGCGACUAUCGCUACAUCAUUGGGAAUCUUGACUGGCACACCAUGGACCUGGAGGCCUACCAGCAUGCGGACGCCAACAUAACAGGCCUGCGUGUCGUUUCGCCGGAGCAGGAGCAGAUCCAGGAGGUGGCCAAGGCAUUGUACGAGAGCGAGGAGCCCUUUCAGAACGUGUCGUGUCCUCUGACCAACAGCAUGGCCCUAAUCUAUGAUGGCAUACAGCUGCUGGCCGAGACAUACAAACAUGUUAACUUUCGGCCCAUGCCCCUGAGCUGCGGGGACGAUAGCUCGUGGGAUAAAGGAUACACGCUCGUCAACUACAUGAAGUCGCUGACGCUCAACGGACUCACGGGCCCCAUUCAGUUUGACUAUGAGGGACUGCGCACGGAUUUCCAGCUGGAGGUCAUCGAGCUGGGCGUCUCGGGUAUGCAGCAAAUUGGCCAGUGGAGCACCGACGGCGGCUUCGAAAUGAAUCGUCCAGCUGCGCCGCACACCAUCGAACCCGAUAUGCGCUCGCUGAUGAAUAAGAGCUUUGUGGUUGUCACGGCCAUUAGCGAACCGUAUGGCAUGUUAAAGGAGACGUCUGAGAAGCUGGAAGGCAACGCUCAGUUCGAGGGAUUUGGCAUUGAGUUGAUUGAUGAGCUGGCCAAGAAAUUGGGAUUCAGUUACACCUUUUAUCUGCAGCCGGACAAUAAAUAUGGUGGACUUGAUCCCAAAACUGGUGAAUGGAACGGCAUGCUACGCGAAAUAAUAGACAAUCGUGCUGACAUGGGCAUUACCGAUUUGACCAUGACAUCGGAGCGUGAGAGUGGCGUCGAUUUCACCAUUCCAUUUAUGAAUCUGGGCAUAGCGAUUUUGUUUCGCAAACCAAUGAAGGAGCCGCCAAAACUGUUCUCGUUCAUGUCGCCGUUCUCUGGCGAGGUCUGGCUCUGGCUGGGCUUAGCUUAUAUGGGUGUGUCAAUCAGCAUGUUUAUACUGGGGCGUCUCUCUCCAGCGGAAUGGGACAAUCCGUAUCCGUGCAUCGAGGAGCCCACCGAAUUGGAGAAUCAAUUUAGCUUUGCCAACUGCCUUUGGUUCUCGAUUGGCGCCCUCCUGCAGCAGGGCUCCGAGCUGGCUCCCAAAGCCUUUUCAACGCGCGCUGUGGCCUCAUCCUGGUGGUUUUUUACGCUCAUUUUAGUAUCCUCGUAUACGGCCAAUCUUGCUGCCUUUCUCACAGUCGAGUCUCUCGUAACACCCAUCGAGGAUGCCGAGGACUUGUCCGAGAAUAAGGGCGGCGUCAAUUAUGGUGCUAAAAAUGGUGGCAGCACCUUUACCUUCUUCAAGGACGCCAAAUAUCCGACUUACCAGAAGAUGUACGAGUUCAUGAAGGAUAAUCCCCAAUAUAUGACGGACUCGAAUCAAGAAGGCGUCGAUCGCGUUGAGAACACCAAUUACGCAUUCCUCAUGGAGUCCACGACAAUUGAGUAUAUUACCGAAAGACGUUGCACACUGACUCAAGUGGGUGCUCUCCUGGAUGAGAAGGGAUACGGCAUAGCCAUGCGAAAGAAUUGGCCAUAUCGGAAUGUCUUGAGCCAGGCAAUACUGGAGCUGCAGGAGCAGGGUGUGCUGACCAAAAUGAAGACCAAAUGGUGGAAGGAGAAGCGUGGAGGCGGCGCCUGCUCGGAGGUAGCCGAUUCGGAUGCGUCCUCGCUGGGCUUUGCCAAUUUAGGUGGCGUCUAUCUAGUCCUGUUUGUGGGCAGCUGCUUCGGCAGUUUUUACGGCCUGAUUAACUGCGUGCUCAGCGUCUGUUGGACCGCGCGAGAGAACAAGGUUAGCUUGAAGGAAGAGCUGCUAGACGAACUGCGUUUUAUUAUCCAAUGCUCGGGCAACACUAAGGCCGUAAAAUAUCCAAAAACUUCCGGCAGCAGUUCAGGAUCGAGCAGCAGAUCCAAGUCGAAGGGCUCAUCGCUGUCUGUGGACGAUUUACCAGAGGAUCCAUCCAUGGCCGAUGUGGAGGCCGUUAAAGACAAGCGUGCCAAAAAAUAGGCGACAUCGAAUUUUAGUACAUACUCUCUUCGAAGUUGCCAUUCUAUUCGAAUAAAGUUUCUGUUGAGCUUUUUACAAAA
This is a messenger RNA of Drosophila grimshawi, 2964 nucleotides long. It is a transcript of the gene Grik, whose product is annotated as glutamate receptor ionotropic, kainate 2. Gene Ontology annotation, cellular component: plasma membrane; postsynaptic membrane. Bases 155 to 2884 code for a protein of 909 amino acids. Gene Ontology annotation, molecular function: transmitter-gated monoatomic ion channel activity involved in regulation of postsynaptic membrane potential; glutamate-gated receptor activity. The transcript has 14 exons. Lineage: Eukaryota; Metazoa; Arthropoda; Insecta; Diptera; Drosophilidae. The record is from RefSeq and is a predicted model, not a curated record. Gene Ontology annotation, biological process: synaptic transmission, glutamatergic; monoatomic ion transport; modulation of chemical synaptic transmission.